Symbiodinium sp. CCMP2456 is the source of this 354-nucleotide messenger RNA. The record is from the annotation of a GenBank genome assembly. Lineage: Eukaryota; Dinophyceae; Suessiales; Symbiodiniaceae.
AUGCCAUAUCCCGUUCCGACGUACAAGCAGUACGCGUCCAAUGCAGUCUUUGCUGUUCAAAUAAGCUUGUGGGCACUGCUCUUCCUCGGUGAUGCGAUCUUUGAAGCACUGAAGGUGCCGAAGCCGGAAAUCGUAACCUCAGCGCAGGGGAACAGGAUGAUGUCCUUCAUGGGAGUUUGGCUCGUUGGCAAUAUGGUUUCAGCCCAGCUGCUCAACACUGGAGCCUUCGAAAUCCAGCACGGGGAUCAGCUUGUUUGGUCGUCUUUGGAGAUGCAGCGGCUGCCAAACAUGGCUGAUUUGGUGCAGGCCUUCGCCACGACUGGCGUCGAGUUUCUGCAGAAAACUGAGGUUUAA